AUGACACCCCAGGAUGAUGCCGAAGCAUACCUGGAGAUGUUUGAGGGUACCGCCUCAGCAUGUGGUUGGCUGAGAGGAGAGUGGUGUCUGCGCAUUCAGACUCUCCUGAUGAGAGAAGCCCAGCUGGUGGCCCGUAGUCUGCCACCAGAGUGCCAGGUGGACUACAUGGCUGCAAGGAAAGCCAUACUCGAGGGGGUGGACUGUCACCAGAAGAACACCAUCGGGGACUCAGGGUCCCAGUGUGCCCUCCUGCCUGUCUACAGAACUCCUCCUACCCCAGUGCCACAGAAGAAGAGACUGCUACUGCCUGCAACUCCCUGGAGUUCAGCAGCCCUGCCUCCCAGACAUACUCCUCCCUCACGAGUGCUGGUAGAGGAGGCAGAAGGGUGCAAUGACAGCAGCCGUGGUGAGCAGGGGCAGCCUAGUCCCAGAGAGCUCGAACGGGGACUGGGCUGGGAUGUUGGGGCUGUGGAAAUGAUGGAUGUGAGUCAGGUGCUCAGGAUCUCCAUGGUUCCAUGGCUCUUCCCCAAUCCAGAGCCAACAUACAGAGUGCCGGCAGGAGCAAGCAGCAAGACGGUGGGCCCAUCUGAGGGGUUGGACUCCCCUCCUCGAGCCUCCAGAAGAUUUCCUGUGUCAUGCAGUCUCCUGUCUGAAGAGCAGCUGCUGUGUUCGAUCUGUCUGGAUGUGUUCACUGAUCCAGUGACCACUCCAUGUGGACACAACUUCUGCAAGAGCUGCCUUACACAGUGCUGGGAGAAGAGUCAACACUGUCACUGUCCAUUAUGUAAAGAGAAAUUCACCAAGAGACCCGAAAUGAAGAUUAAUACAACACUGAGAGACAACACUGUUCCUAUAGAGGAGGAGAGCAGAGAGAGGAAGACACAGACAGAUGUGCAGCAGAUGAUUCAGGAGAAGAUCCAAGAGAUCAAACACUCAGUAGAGCUCAGUAAAAGAAGCACAGAGAAAGAGAAAGCAGACAGUGUUGAAGUCUUCACUGCUCUGAUUCGCUCCAUUGAGAGAAGUCAGGCUGAGCUGCUCGAGGUGAUGGAGGAGAAGCAGAAAGCAGCAGAGAGGCAGGCUGAAGGACUCAUUAAAGAGCUGGAGCAGGAAAUCACUGUGCUAAAGAGGAGAGACACUGAGCUGGAGCAGCUCUCACACACUGAGGAGCAUCUCCACCUCCUACAGAUUUACUCCUCCAUGUGCAGCCCUCCACACACCAAGAACUGGACUGAGAUCAGUAUUAACACUGAUCUGAGUGGGGACACUGUGAGGACAGCUCUGUCUCAGCUCCAGCAGACUCUGAAUGAGAAACUCACUAAAACACUCAAUGACAAGUUAAAGGAAACAGUUUCCACAGAACUGAAGAGGAUUCAGCAGUAUGCAGUGGACGUGACUCUCGAUCCUGAUACAGCUCAUCCAUAUCUCAUCCUGUCUGCUGAUGGAAAACAAGUGACACACGGAGACACACGGCAGAAACUCCAUGAUACACCACAGAGAUUUAAUGAAUGUAUCUGUGUUGUGGGAAAGCAGAGUUUCUCCUCAGGGAGAUUCUAUUAUGAGGUGCAGGUCAGAGGCAAAACUGAUUGGGAUCUCGGAGUUGCCACUGAGUCCAGUAACAGGAAGAAGGUGAAUAAUCUGAAACCUCAGAAUGGAUUCUGGACUGUGAUUCUGAGGAAUGAGAAUCAGUAUAAGGCUUGUGCUGGUCCCGCCGUCCCCCUCACACUGAGAGAGAAGGUGGAGAAGGUGGGGGUGUUUGUGGAUUAUGAGGAGGGUCUGGUCUCCUUUUAUGAUGUGAAGUCCAGCUCUCAUAUCUACUCUUUCACUGCUCAGUCUUUCACUGAGAAACUCUAUCCAUUCUUCAGUCCUUGUUUAAAUGACGGAGGUAAAAAUUCAGCACCACUGAUCAUCUCUCCUGUAUUUAACACUGAAUGAAUUUUCACCUCACACAUUUAAUCACCUGUUAAAUGGUGAUAAAAAGAAAUAUUUUACUCUUUUGGUGAAUUUUAGAAAUACAUAUUCCCUUUUAAAGUGCUGUACAGUUUAUUUUAAUACCUGGGGUUUGUUUUUAAUUUUAAUCCUACAGUCUGUUUUUACACAUUAU
Molecule: messenger RNA, 2101 nt
Organism: Pangasianodon hypophthalmus (striped catfish)
Lineage: Eukaryota; Metazoa; Chordata; Actinopteri; Siluriformes; Pangasiidae
Product: E3 ubiquitin-protein ligase TRIM21-like
Molecular function (GO): protein binding
Source: RefSeq, a predicted model, not a curated record